AUUGUUUUAAACCAUCAUUUUGCCUUUUGGUACCGUCUCCGAUCCGAGCUUUUGUUUGCUCUAUCUGACUCUCUAACUUUUUCUUUCGCUAGAGGAUCAAAGCUCGGUGUUAGUUUGGGUCAUGGCGAUUCCAGCGGCAGCUGUUAUUCUGCCAUUGGGAGUUCUGUUCUUCUUGUCUGGUUUCGUUGUUAAUCUCAUUCAGGCAAUCUGCUUUGUCGUAAUAAGGCCACUGUCAAAGAAUACAUACAGAAAGAUCAAUAGAGCUGUAGCAGAGUUGUUGUGGCUGGAGCUUGUUUGGCUUGUUGAUUGGUGGGCAGGAAUUCAGAUCCAACUUUAUACGGAUCAGGAGACCUUCCGCUUAAUGGGCAAAGAACAUGCACUUGUCAUAUGCAACCACAGAAGUGACAUUGAUUGGCUUGUUGGAUGGGUUUUGGCUCAGCGAUCCGGUUGCCUUGGCAGCGCAUUAGCUGUCAUGAAGAAAUCAUCUAAACUCCUGCCGGUAAUAGGCUGGUCCAUGUGGUUUUCUGAAUACCUCUUCCUCGAAAGAAGUUGGGCGAAGGAUGAAAGCACUUUAAAGUCAGGUCUUCAGCGGCUAAAAGACUUCCCUCGGCCCUUCUGGCUUGCUCUUUUCGUAGAAGGAACUCGCUUUACACAGGCAAAGCUUUUAGCAGCUCAGGAAUAUGCAGCUUCAGCAGGGUUGCCUAUUCCUAGAAAUGUUUUGAUUCCUCGUACUAAGGGAUUUGUUUCAGCAGUAAGCAAUAUGCGCUCUUUUGUCCCAGCCAUUUAUGAUGUAACAGUAGCUAUCCCCAAAAAUUCACCUCAACCUACAAUGCUCAGAAUGUUCAAGGGCCAAUCCUCAGUGGUGCACGUACACCUAAAACGUCAUUUGAUGAAGGAUUUGCCCGAAUUGGAUGAAGCUGUAGCACAAUGGUGUAGAGAUAUAUUUGUAGCCAAGGAUGCAUUACUGGACAAGCACAUAGCUGAGGACUCAUUCAGCGACCAACCAUUGCAGGAUAUUAGCCGACCAAUAAAAUCCCUUGUGGUUGUUACUUCUUGGGCAUGUAUGCUUAUCUUUGGGGCCUGGAAGUUCCUCCAAUGGUCUUCACUUUUUUCAUCGUGGAAGGGGAUUGCAUUGUCGGCAUCCGCACUUGCAAUUGUUACUGUCCUCAUGCAAGUCUUGAUUCGAUUUUCUCAGUCAGAGCAUUCGACCCCUGCUAAGGUUGCCCCCGCAAAGCAGAAGAAUGUGGUGGGGCCUUUGGAAACAGUAAAAGACAAGUGACUGUUAGUUGUUUCUGUUCACAAAACCUCACAUACAUCCAUAACUUCAUCAGAAGUCAUUUUUGUGAUGAUACGAGCAGCAUCUCCUCCCGAGCUUUACAACUUGUGUGUCAUUUUUAUUUUAGACUAGUUUGAGCAGUAAUGUCUUUGGUUUCAUGUGCUGCACAGUUUGUAUGCAUAUCAAUUCAUUAUUAGGUUAAUUCUGUAGAUUGUAUCAACAGAUG
Molecule: messenger RNA, 1502 nt
Organism: Jatropha curcas
Lineage: Eukaryota; Viridiplantae; Streptophyta; Magnoliopsida; Malpighiales; Euphorbiaceae
Gene: LPAT2
Product: lysophosphatidyl acyltransferase 2
Cellular component (GO): endomembrane system
Molecular function (GO): 1-acylglycerol-3-phosphate O-acyltransferase activity
Source: RefSeq, marked provisional